AUGGACGUGGGUACAGCAGGCAGCAGCAGCAGCUCAAAAGGUCCCGGCGCCUUCACUGGCUCGCAGGCGCCUCAAAGCGCAUUCAGUAGCAACGAUGUCUCGUCUGUAGAUGUAAAAACCGCCAGUGCUCACGCCGUAGCUGCAGACGAGACGCCUGUGACACUUGCACAGCUGCACGAGGUGGUCAAGUCGCACAAGGAGUGGGUGAAGCAUAUCAUCUUUGACGGGGACGGGAAUAUCCUUUUGAGCAACAUCGAACCGCUGGAAGGCGACGUUGCCGGUUUGCUAACCCUUUACAACAAGCGUGAAGAUACAAUGGCGUCAGGGAUUGUACUGCUUCACGAGCAGUACGACGUGCAUCGGUUCCACCCGCCACUUGUGUACGGACGUCGGGGGGACCCGUCGGUAGAGGAAGGGGAGGGUAUUGCCGUGUGCAAAGUGGUGCAAGGCUGUCGCACACUGUUCUGUCUCAUCACUUAUGUCUACCCGACACUAUCGGCUCGUGCCGUUCCACAACUGAAGGAGUUCUGCGAGACACAACUCGUGCGGCUGGGUUGA
This is a messenger RNA of Peronospora matthiolae, 558 nucleotides long. Lineage: Eukaryota; Oomycota; Peronosporomycetes; Peronosporales; Peronosporaceae. The record is from the annotation of a GenBank genome assembly.